AGUUGCCACUGCCACGUUGGGGAGUUAGCAUCUAAAAAAAAUAAUAUAUAUACAUAAGAUGACUUCUUUUCAAUUUUUUGCGGGAGUUUUCCUUCUUGUUUCUGUAUUUUUUACGGAUCUGAAGGCUGAUCCCUCUUCGACAGCUGUUAAUUCUACAGUUCCCAUACGUCCUCGUUUCAAUGAGGAUCCUGGCAGGAUUAUCAAUGGCACUCUGGCCGCCAUGGAGGCCACGAGGCACCAGGUGGGCAUUCGGAAGGCCUUGAACGAUGGCUAUUUCUAUGGAACGGGUCACCUGUGCGGCGGUGCCCUCAUCAGGCCCAACUUUGUUCUUUCCGCUGCCCAUUGUUUUGUGGACCAAAUAAUCUACGAUGGAACUUUUGUGCCGAUUGAGGAGUUCAUCGUGGUGAUGGGAAACCUGGAUCGGUUCAAUAGCACCAAUGCCCUGACCUUUACGAUUGCCGAACGCUUCAUGCUGCUGGACAAGUUCGUCCUGGCCACUUAUGACAAGGAUAUUGCCCUCCUGCGACUGAACGACUCUGUGCCCACGAAUCACCCCACUAUCCGGCCCAUUGCCCUCAACCGGAACGAGAUUGUGGAUGGAGUUGUGUGCCAGGUGACUGGCUGGGGACUCACAGAGGAGGGCUAUAAUUCCGAUUACCUCAUGACCCUCGAUGUCCCGGUGAUUGGGGAGCAGAGGUGUGUCGAGGAGAGUGAUCUGGGAUCGUUAAUCUUGCCCGGAAUGAUGUGUGCCGGUUACCUGGAGGAGGGCCAGAAGGAUGCCUGCUCGGGAGACUCUGGAGGACCACUGGUUUGUCAAAGCAAACUGGCAGGAAUCGUCUCCUGGGGCAUCAACUGUGCUCUGCCCAAGCUGCCGGGUGUCUACACGGAGGUCUCGUACUACUACGACUGGGUUCUGGAGAAAAUGGGCGAGGAUGAUGGAUCAGGAGACCAUAGUGGUUCCGGAGAUGGGGAUGAUGAUGGAUCGGGAGAUCAUAGUGGAUCCGGGGAUGGGGAUGAUGACGAUAAUGGAGGCGGUGGUUCCAUGACCAUCUUAGCCUCUAGUAUCAGCCUCAUCCUGCCCCUCUUUGUCUCCCUGAGAUUAAUGCUCAAUUAAAUAAACAAGAAGCCAAAUAUCUAAGUUAUUGAAA
Drosophila ananassae is the source of this 1148-nucleotide messenger RNA. RefSeq names its product trypsin eta. The coding region runs from base 59 to 1114 and encodes 351 amino acids. The transcript is spliced from 2 exons. Gene Ontology annotation, molecular function: serine-type endopeptidase activity. Gene Ontology annotation, biological process: proteolysis. The record is from RefSeq and is a predicted model, not a curated record. NCBI's taxonomy places the organism in Eukaryota, Metazoa, Arthropoda, Insecta, Diptera, Drosophilidae.